Molecule: messenger RNA, 1248 nt
Organism: Nannizzia gypsea CBS 118893
Lineage: Eukaryota; Fungi; Ascomycota; Eurotiomycetes; Onygenales; Arthrodermataceae
Exons: 3
Coding region: 1-1248 (415 amino acids)
Biological process (GO): retrograde transport, endosome to Golgi
Cellular component (GO): late endosome; cytoplasm
Molecular function (GO): oxidoreductase activity
Source: RefSeq, a predicted model, not a curated record
AUGUCGACCGUUAUAAUUGGCGGCGGAAUCAUUGGCGUUUCCAUUGCGUAUUUCCUUUCCGACCCGGAGAUACAGAGGAAUCAUCCGGGAGAGAUCCACAUCGUCGACUCAUCUGGGGAGCUUUUCUCCUGCGCAUCAGGGUAUGCAGCGGGGUUCAUCGCUCGAGACUGGUAUGCUCCAGAGCUAGAACAGCUGGGAGAGUUGUCCUUUGGUCUGCAUCAGCAACUCGCCGCCGAGCACGAUGGAGCAGCUAAAUGGGGAUACAUGCCGAGUAUCGCAUUGAGUCUCCAGGUUGAGGACAAGGUCGACGAUGCAUCUAUGGCAGACGAACAGGACCCGUCGCCCACAUGGCUGACGAGACAGAAAGGCGGUACGGUAGAAAGGAUCAGUAACAAGGACUCCGUUGCACAAGUAGACCCCCUACAUCUGUGCAAAUUUAUGCUGGCCAGAUGCAUUGAACGAGGCGUACAGGUCCACAAUCCGGCCAGGGCUAUAUCCACGACCAAAGACUCAAGCUUGGGCGUGAUAUCUGCGGUGGUCAUAGAAGAUACCAGGACUCACGCAAAACGCAGCCUUCCAUGCACUAAUAUUGUCUUUGCUGCUGGGCCAUGGACUCCGCGGGCCUUCAGCUCUCUCUUCCCACUUUCCAGAGCCCAUAUUCCCGUGCUGUCGCUGUCCGGAUAUUCUCUCGUCUUCCGGUCGCCUCGCCAUACUCUCAGCCAGGAGCAGGAAGUCUACGGAGGGAAAAGUCACGCAGUAUUCACCACUCAUCCGCAGUCCUGUGGGUUCAGCCCGGAAGUAUUCUCUCGAACCAAUGCGGAAAUAUAUCUUGCUGGCUUGAACGGGCUAGACAUCCCACUGCCGGAGGUAGCCACUGAUGCUCACUCUCUCAUGACAAAGGACAAAUUAGCCCGUGUGCGAGAGGCAGCUCGCAUCCUGAUGGGUCGCCCUCAGGCAGACCAGGGCGGAGAAAACGUCGACGAUCUCGAGGUGGUCAGAGAGGCCCUCUGCUUCCGCCCGUAUAUAGAGUCCGGGUUGCCGAUUGUUGCCCGUCUGCGAGAUGCCAUUACAGGGGACGCAGGCCGGGUUUCUGGUGGACUUUUCAUGGCCACCGGGCAUGGCCCUUGGGGAAUCUCGCUCAGUCUGGGGACGGGCAAGGUUAUGGCAGAGAUGAUCUCUGGCAUGAAACCAAGUGCCGACGUGAGCGGACUUGGUUUCGAAGCAGAUGUGACUCGCAGCAAGCUUUAA